Messenger RNA from Polyodon spathula (Mississippi paddlefish), 2322 nucleotides. RefSeq names its product TOG array regulator of axonemal microtubules protein 2-like. The record is from RefSeq and is a predicted model, not a curated record. Gene Ontology annotation, cellular component: cytoplasmic microtubule; cilium. Gene Ontology annotation, biological process: microtubule cytoskeleton organization. The transcript is spliced from 13 exons. Gene Ontology annotation, molecular function: microtubule binding. Lineage: Eukaryota; Metazoa; Chordata; Actinopteri; Acipenseriformes; Polyodontidae. Bases 1 to 2322 code for a protein of 773 amino acids.
AUGGUUUGUAUUCACAUAUCCAUCUCCAAGUCUGCCCAGGAGAAAGUGCGUCAGAAAUGGAGGAAGCUGGAGCUGCUGCGGAGAGAGAAAGAGAGGGAGCAAGCUCAGUGGAGGAGUGAAGAUGACUGUGUCGAUCACCUCAACAGUGAUCCCAUCAAUGACCCCAUGCAUAGCGCCAUCACGGUGGACAGCAGCAAGCCUCCAAAUGAAUGGAAGCAGUCCUCUCUUCCCCCCGGCCCCCCUCUGUGUGCCCCCCCACAACGGCGCUCCAGCGUGGGCACAGUCCUGAGGAGGCGGGCCAGCCGCCCCUCACUGCCCACGGUCCACCAGCUGAGACGCCACUCUUCAGUAGUCCUGCCCUUGACCAACUUACCCCAGGAGCAAGAGGAGGAUUCGUAUGAUGAAGAGACAAGACCCUUCUCCCGACCAGAGCAGCAGCUGAAUGCAGCAUUCAAAGCACUAAACGAUAACGACUGGGAGGUAAAGAAGAGCGGGCUGUCCACUCUGCGCUGCCUGGCCUCCUGGCACCCCGACACCCUGUUGCCCCGGCUCCACGACGUCUGUCUGAUGGUCACUCGAGAGGUGAAUAACCUGCGCUCCAAGGUGGCCCGCUCGGCAAUGCAGACACUGGCGGAUGUGGCACGGGCAGUGGGGCGAAGCCUGGACCCCGAGCUGGAGGAAGUGACCCGUGUCCUUCUGCUGAGGGCAGGCGAUACCAGCGAGUUCUUGCGGGACCGAGCAGAGUGGGCGGUGGGGGUGCUGGUGGCGAGUGCCACGCCCAGCCGCGUUCUCGCUGCACUUAUUACUGCCGGGGCCACGCAGCGUAAUGUAUCAGUGCGUCGCUGUGCUGCAGAGCACAUGCUGACGGCAGUGGAGACACUGGGGGCAGAGAGGCUGCUGGGGGGGCGCGAUGGCACGGAGCUCAUCGUACAGACCAUGGUGAAACUGGCGCAAGAUGCACACCAGGACACCAGGUUUUAUGGGAGAAGGAUGCUGACCAUCCUGAUGUCUCACCCAGAGUUUGACCACUUCAUCCAGAAAUCUCUGUCCACCCACGACCUUCACUUCAUCAUGACCUCCAUCAAGCAGAAAGGGAAGAGGGACAGCGUUCCUGAACUGACACCUGUAAAGGGUCGAAGGUCAUCCAGGGCCAGCUUUUCCACCGUUGCUAAGGAAGCUAUACUGCUUCACAGAAGAGCAGAAGAGGGAGGGUUUGGUGGAGGCAACUGUAAAUGUGAAGUGUGCCUGAAACUAGCCUGCCUAGAGGUUGUAUGCCCAACGCAUCCCAGAGAUUUCACAUUAAAUCAGAGACCUGCAGCAGUGUCAGUCUGCUUCUUGUUGGCCUGUAUGCGCCUUUGCCUACAAACACAACCCUUGCAGCAUAUUCCCUGUGUUUUUGUCAGGGAGAGUGCUUCGCAGCAUGAGGUCUCUGUGCACCCCCUGGAGCCAGCCCCUGCCCCCAGGGUCCUGGAUGAACCACCUUCCCAUGGCGGGGUCCUGGAUGAAAACCCUCCCCACGAAGGGCUCCUACGCAAGGCUGUGGUGCGCAGUCUGGAGAACAUGGAGAAACUGAAGGAACUACACCGACUCCUCACCUCCCGCGACUUCCAGGAACGUAUGCAAGGGGUGUCACUGCUCCUGCAGCUUGGCAAAGACAACACCCAGCUCAUUGCAGCCAACAGUGUGAAGCUCCUCGACUGGUUCAUACCGAGGCUCCAGGACUCCAACAGGAAGGUGAACCUGCAGGCCCUGGAGACGGCCAGUGAGCUGGUUCCGCUGCUCAAGGACAGCCUGCACCCCAUCCUGUAUCCUCUAGCAACCGUCGUCAUUGACAACCUGAACUCCAAACACCCCGGCAUCUCCCCCGCGGCUAACAAACUGCUCGACUCCCUCAUCACACACAUUGACAAUGUGUUGCUGUUGCAGCCGUUGGCCAGCAGGGUACAGUUCAUCAGUGGCAGAGCAACCCAUGAUGUAAUUGAGCAUCUGUCAGUCCUGGUGGCCUCGGUGUACCCAAGGAAGCCCCAGGCGGUGGAGCGCCAUGUCUUGCCAGUACUCUGGCACCUGGUUGGCAACAUGACGGGCAGCGGGGUCCUGCCAGGAGGGAAUGGGAACGUGCGGCCUGCAGUGGCACAGCUGGUCUGUACCCUCCACCAGCACAUGGGGCCCGGGCUGCAAGAGAGCAGCUCCACACAGCCAGUGCAGGUCAGGAGGGCACUGCAGGAGCUUAUCAAGACUGGAGAGGAGGAGAGGGGGGAGGGUGGGGAAAGAGGUCUGGAAGAGGUGGGGGAGCCAAGGGAAGAACAGAGAGGAGAAAGGUGA